Molecule: messenger RNA, 3502 nt
Organism: Prunus avium (sweet cherry)
Lineage: Eukaryota; Viridiplantae; Streptophyta; Magnoliopsida; Rosales; Rosaceae
Product: protein argonaute 2
Molecular function (GO): protein binding; RNA binding
Source: RefSeq, a predicted model, not a curated record
CACAGUUCCUACAUUUUUUGUUUUUGUGAGUUCAGAGAGUACCAGUUUGAGGCAAGUUUUCUUUUCGAUUGUUUUUGAGUUUGCUCCCGAUUCUCCAAUGGAAAGAGGUGGUGGUGGAAAUAGAGGAAGAGGAAGAGGAAGAGGAAGAGGUAGAGGCAGCAGUAAUGGUGGUGGUGACAUAGGUGAUUAUGGUGGCUACGGCAGAGGAAGUGGAAAUAGAGGUGGAGGAGGAGGUGGUUAUGGCGGUCAUGGUGGUGAGUCCCCGUACCACCAUCAACAACAACCACCGCCGCAGCAUCAGCAGCCGCCGCCGCAGCAGCAGUAUCAUCAACAACAACAACAACCGAAUCAGAGUUGGGGCCCGCCAGGGAGGCCUUCUCCAUGGAGCACUUCUGCUCCCAACAGAGCGUGGGGGCCCAGAGCGGCUUCUCCUGCAUCUCCGGCACCGAUUAGCUCUCCUGCUCCUCCUAGUAUGGCUGCGUGGGGGCCCAGAGCGGCUUCUCCGGCAUCUCCAGCAUCGAUCAACUCUCCUACUCCUCGUGUGGCGGCUUGGGGGCCCAGAGCGGCUGCUCCUGCAUCUCCAGCCCCGAUCAAUUCUCCUACUCCUGAUACUCUUGUUCCCAGAGUGCAAGCUCUGGAAAUUUCGAAACAGACACCUCCUUCAUCCUCUUUGGACAAUACAGACAAAAAACUCCCAGUGAAACGGCCUGAUAAUGGAGGCACAAAAGCUAUCCGAACUACUAGGCUUCGUGCCAACCAUUUUAAUCUCUCGUACAAUCCUGAGAGUAUUAUAAGGCAUUAUGAUGUUGAUGUCAAGCCAGAGAACCCUGCUAAGAAUGGCCGUCCUGUGAAAAUGUCGAAGUACGAACUCUCUGCAAUCAGGAAGAAGUUAUCCUCUGAUAAGCCUUCGGAUUUUCCCUUGUUAAGUACGGCAUAUGAUGGUGAAAAAAACAUCUUCAGUGCAGUGCCGUUGCCCACUGGAUCAUUUAAGGUGGAGGUUCCUGCGGAAGAAGACACACGGUUCAGUUCAUACAUAUUUACCAUAAAGUUUGUAAAUGAGCUCAAGCUUUGCAAGUUGAAGGAGUACUUGAGUGGCCAUGUGUUGUCUAUCCCUCGUGAUAUAUUGCAGGGUAUGGAUUUGGUGAUGAAAGAAAAUCCAACUAGGUGCUUGGUUUCUGUUGGGCGAAACUUUUACCCCGCUGAAUCUAAUGAAAAAGAUGACCUUGGAAAUGGUAUUGCUGCAUUUAGAGGGUUUCAGCAUAGCUUAAGGCUGACUUCCCAGGGUCCUGCUUUGUGUCUUGACUACUCGGUCUUGGCAUUUCAUAAGCGCAUGCCAGUUAUAGAUUUUCUCCAACAGCAGAUAAGGGGUUUUACUUUAAAAGAUUUCACUAGGUUCAGGAGAGAGGUUGUGGAUGUAUUGAGGGGAUUGAAAGUUACUGUGACUCACCGGAAAACCAAGCAAAAGUACAUCAUCAAGGGGCUGACUGAUAAGAAUGCAGGAGAUAUUACAUUUGAUGCUGUAGAUAUAGAUGGCCAGUGUCCACCUAGGAAAGUUAGACUUCUUGAUUAUUUCAGUGAAAAAUACAAGGAGAUCCAGUACAAAAACAUUCCCUGCUUGGAUUUGGGGAAAAAUGGUAGGAAGAACGAUACACCGAUGGAGUUCUGUGUCUUAGUUGAGGGGCAAAGGUAUCCAAAGGAGAAUUUAGACAGAAAUGCAGCUAUCAAGCUGAAGGACAUGUCAUUGCCUUCACCAGGGAUUAGAGAGAACAUGAUACGUGGCAUGGUACAAUCUGAGGAUGGACCUUGUGGUGGUGGCAUCAUUGGGAAUUUUGGAAUUGUAGUCAACAAGAAUAUGACACCAGUAACAGGGCGUGUCAUUGUCCCACCUGAGUUGAAGUUGGGUCCUUCUGCUGAUGGCAGGAUGACUACGGUAACAGUUGACCGAGAGAAAUGCCAUUGGAAUCUUGUUGGGAAGUCUCUAGUGGAAGGAAAACCAAUCAGUCGCUGGGCUGUACUUGACUUCAGCAGUUAUGAUCGAUUCUGUCUGGACCCUAAUCAAUUCAUCCCAAAGCUCAUCACAAAGUGCAACAAACUGGGAAUCAGAAUGGGAGAGCCUGUUUUGUACGAAGCCACUUCCAUGAGACCAUUCACUAGUGUUCAGAUGCUUCGUCAGCUGCUUGAAAGCAUUAAUGAACAGGCAUACAAAAAAAGCAAAGGCCAUUUACAAUUACUUGUUUGUGUAAUGACUCGAAGAGAUCCUGGUUACAAGUAUCUGAAGUGGAUCUCUGAGACUCAAAUUGGUAUAGUGACGCAGUGCUGCUUGUCAAAUAUGGCUAACAAAGCAAAUGACCAGUAUCUUUCAAAUCUUGCACUUAAGAUAAAUGCCAAGCUUGGAGGCAGUAAUGUAGAGCUAAGUGAUCGGUUUCUUCCCCUCUUUGAGGGUGCAGGCCAUGUUAUGUUUGUGGGGGCUGAUGUGAAUCAUCCUGCUGCGCGGAACACGACAAGUCCAUCAAUUGCAGCUGUUGUUGCCACUGUAAACUGGCCUGCCGCGAAUCGUUAUGCUGCACGAGUCCGACCCCAGUACCAUCGCACUGAGAAGAUAUUGAAUUUUGGAGACAUGUGUCUGGAGCUUGUUGAAACUUAUGAGCGAUUGAAUAAAGUCAAGCCGGACAAAAUUGUUGUCUUCCGUGAUGGGGUCAGUGAGGGCCAGUUUGAUAUGGUUCUCAAUGAAGAGUUACUAGAUCUGAAGAGGGCUUUGGGAGGUAUAAAGUACUAUCCAACCAUCACACUAAUUGUUGCCCAGAAACGGCACCAUACUCGUCUCUUUCCGGAGAGCAUGAGGGAAGGUAGUUCCACAGGCAAUGUAUUACCGGGAACUGUUGUGGACACAGUAAUCGUGCACCCAUUUGAGUUUGACUUCUAUCUCUGCAGUCAUUAUGGAGCCCUUGGAACAAGCAAACCAACACACUACCAUGUUCUUUGGGAUGAACACAGGUUUACUUCUGACCAAUUGCAGAAGCUCAUAUAUGACUUGUGCUUCACGUUUGCAAGGUGUACUAAACCGGUAUCGUUGGUCCCACCGGUGUACUAUGCUGACCUUGUGGCAUAUAGAGGGCGAUUAUACCAUGAGAGUAUGGAGGGACAGUCUCCAGCUUCAGCAUCCUCAGCAUCAUCGUCAUCCUCAGCAUCAUCAGCACUAUCAGUGGCUUCUCUAGAGGAAAGGUUUUACAAACUGCAUGCUGACCUGGAAAACAUAAUGUUUUUCGUAUGAAGGUCGAAGCAUGAUCCCGUGAUCUCUCUUUUGUAGAACAUGAAGGAUAUGGUUUUGUAACUUGGCAACCCGGGCGCAACUCCAACCUCCUGAAAAGGAGUUUGUGCGUGAAUCUAAUGGGUGUUUAUUUCUUCUGUGUGAAUUUAAGGAGGAACUCGUUCUUAUCUAGUAAUGUGGCUUAACUACAAAUUAAUAGUGUUUUUUAAUCUCAAAAUUGGUGAUGAAGGGAUA